This is a messenger RNA of Penicillium waksmanii, 1407 nucleotides long. Its product is annotated as N-acetylglucosamine-6-phosphate deacetylase. The record is from RefSeq and is a predicted model, not a curated record. Gene Ontology annotation, molecular function: N-acetylglucosamine-6-phosphate deacetylase activity. Bases 1 to 1407 code for a protein of 468 amino acids. Lineage: Eukaryota; Fungi; Ascomycota; Eurotiomycetes; Eurotiales; Aspergillaceae. The transcript has a single exon. Gene Ontology annotation, biological process: N-acetylglucosamine catabolic process.
AUGCCUGGCAAGACCACCCCCGCUCCCCGCAUCACCAAGUUCACCAACUGCCGCUUGGUACGCGGGUCGAGCCUCGUCGAACAAGAUCUCUGGAUCGACUCUCUCACCGGCAAAAUCCUCAAAGACCAAGAGGCCUUCUACGAAUUACAUCUUUCCCCCGAUGAAAUCAUCGAUCUCGGUGGUCGCAUUCUGGCCCCGGGUCUCAUCGAUGUUCAGUUGAAUGGUGCCCAGGGCUUCGACUUCUCUGUCCCCUGUGAUACCAAGGAGGAGUAUGAUGAAGGUCUGCGAAUGGUUAACCGCGGCCUCGCACGCACUGGUGUCACCUCUUACUUGCCUACCCUCGUUAGCUCAACCGCCGAGGUUUAUCACAAGGUUAGUUUACAUUUACUUCCACCCUUUCAAUACAUCCCGAGAACCUCUACACAGGAACUCUCUCUCUCGUCCCAAAGCAGAGCAAAGCAGAGCAAAGCUAACCACCCCAUCCAGGUCCUACCCUCCCUCGGCCCAACAGCAUCAACCCACCAACCCACCGACGGCGCCGAAUCCCUCGGCGCCCACGCCGAAGGCCCCUUCAUAAGCCCCGGCCGAAACGGCAUCCACAAAUCCGAAGUCCUCCGCGCAGCCCAAACCUUCGAAGACUUAAUCACCUGCUACGGAAAGGACAACCUGGACUCCACCAGUCCAAUCAAAAUGAUAACCGCCGCACCAGAAGUAGGCAACAUGAUGUCCCAAAUUCCCGAAAUCGCAAAGCGAGACAUAAUCUACGCAAUCGGCCACUCAGACGCAACAUACGAACAGGCCGUAGCCGCCACCCACCAAGGCGCAACAAUGAUAACCCACCUCUUCAACGCGAUGCGACCCUUCUACCACCGCAACCCGGGUAUCUUUGGUCUAUUGGGUCAGUCCGAGCGUCGUCGUCCUUAUUAUGGCGUUAUUGCGGAUGGGAUUCAUUUACAUCCUACUUCGAUUAAGAUCGCCUACAAUGCGCACCCGGAGGGACUGGUUCUUGUCACUGAUGCGAUGCGUCUGUGUGGCCUUCCGGAUGGUGUCUAUGAAUGGACGAAUGGCGAGCGAAUCGUUAAGACUGGUGCCAGGCUGACGCUCGAGGGCUCGGAUAAGAUUGCUGGUAGUUCUGCGACUUUGAUUGAGUGCGUUAAUAAUUUCCGACGGUGGUCGGGUGCGUCGACGGCGCAGGCGAUUAAUGCUGCUACUGCAGUUCCCGCGAAGUUGUUGGGGAUGCAGGGGGUUAAGGGGUCUUUGGAUGCGGGGGCGGAUGCGGAUUUGGUUGUUCUGGGUGAGAAUGAUGAUCCGUAUUCUGGGGCUACUUUGACGGUUGAUCAGGUUUGGAAGUUUGGGGCUAAGAUUUUUGAUUCGGAUGUUAAGGGUGGUGCUGCUGUUGCUGUUUAA